CCCGCUUCACAUACUUAACUUAUACCAUGCUGUACUUUCCAUCGAAAUAAAAUGCAAAUACCUGAGUGUGUCCCCAAUGAGCUACCGAAUGGGGGAGAUAUUUUAUUCGAGUUGGCAAAACGGAGAGAUGAACGUGUGUACAAACUUUUGGAAGAAGACGGACGUCUACUAAACUGUCGUGAUGGAAAUGGAAACAGCCUACUUCACUGGUCUGUCUUUCUAAAUGACGCGUACCUGACGUGCUACUUGCUUCAGAAGGGGGCGGACGUGAACGCCAAGGCGCACAACGCGCAGACGCCGCUGUUCUGGGCAGUCUCCGGAGGAAACCUACACAUGAUCCACCUGCUGAGGAAACACGGAGGAGAUAUAUUUCAAGCCGACGACAAGGGUUACAGUUGCUUAACCAUAAGCACUCAGUAUGGGCACGUCCUAUGCUUCCUCUAUUUAAUCCAUUUGGGGUCACCACUGACACAUAGGGACCUGAACAGCUGCUCGAUCGUUGACUGGGCAGCAUACAACAACAAUAUAUUUUUCCUUCGACUGCUGUCGAAAGUUGCUCCUAAUUUAUUUUCCAUGAAUUUGAAGAAUCCUGCAUCCACUUUGCACAAGGCCAUCAUUGGGAAUGCCUACGACGCGGUGGUCUUCCUCGUGCUGCACGGUCACCAGAAUGUACAAGACAUCGCCACGGAGGAAAACAAAACAGCUGCCCAGUUUGUCGAAGAGCAUAAAGAUAAGGUGGACAGAAGUAUAUACAAGUUUAUCACUUGCAGGAAGGUGCAGCAGCUGUGCAGGAGGCGAGGCGGGAAAGAGGACCCGGCUUUGUAUGAGCCCAGUGGGACGAUCGGUCCCUACGCGAUUUCAAGCAGGAAAAAGGCGAGAGGGGCGUUCCUUGGGGGGAAUCUCUUUUGGGACGCCGCCCACCCAAUGCUCUUCAUUCUUUACUACAUGGUCGUUUCGAGCGAUCCUGGCUUUUUACAAAGUGAGGGAAGUACCCCAUGUGAUAUGAAAGGGGAUAAGAAGGAUACAUCACAUCUCCUCGAAGUGGACACGAACAGGAGCACAAAUUUGACUUUUCGUAAAAUUAUAAAAAAUGUGAAGGAGGAAAUAAAAGGGUAUGAGGAAAAAAAUAAAUUAAUUUCAUUUUGCGAAAUGGUAAAAUGGAAAAAUAUCAAGGAGGUGAAAAAUAGUUUGCAGAUAAAGCUAGAUAUACAGGGAUUCGAAGUAACCUCAUUUGACGUAAAUAAGUUGUGUCCUAGUUGCUUCCUCUUUAAGAACUUACGAACGAAGCAUUGUCGUUUCUGUGGCAAGUGCGUAGAUAUAUAUGACCACCACUGCAUAUUUACGCUAAACUGCAUGAGUGUAGAUAACGCAAAAAUUUUUUUAAUAUGGAUCGUGUCAAAUCUUUUAUUUCAUUUUUGGAAAAUAUACACACACAUAUGUAUGUUUAUGAGGCUGGAUUUUUCAUCGUCUCCAUUCCUUUUCCGAGGAGUAUCCCUAUCAGUAGUCCUGAUGAGCUUAUUACACAUAUACUUCAUGGGGGUCAUUUUCCUAAGAUCUGUGCUAAACAUAUUAGAGAAUAUAACAUCUAAUGAAAAAUUCAAAAUGUAUUCCUCGAACACUUUUUUUUUAUACGAGUUGAAGAAAGACAAGAAUAAUGAACCCGUUGUGAUCCGCAGAUUCAAAAAUCCGUUUGACCAAGGGGCGCUUUUUAAUUUGAUUCACUUUUUUACAAAGUCUAAAAAGAAUUUGUCAUCCCCGGAGAGGCAAUUCAUUCGUGUAGACGAGAGCGUGGAGAGUGCACCCGUGAGGGCUUUCGUGGAGAAACUGAAUAAGGAAUUGCGUCGGGUUUAUGCGAAGCGGUGA
Messenger RNA from Plasmodium cynomolgi strain B, 1863 nucleotides. RefSeq names its product zinc finger protein. Gene Ontology annotation, molecular function: protein binding; palmitoyltransferase activity. Bases 52 to 1863 code for a protein of 603 amino acids. The transcript is spliced from 5 exons. The record is from RefSeq and is a predicted model, not a curated record. Lineage: Eukaryota; Apicomplexa; Aconoidasida; Haemosporida; Plasmodiidae.